GUCAACAGAGCAAACAAGAGAAUCAACCCCGCGGCGGCCACACAAGGGGUGACCGAGGUCGCUUCCAAAGAGGCCGCUUUCACUCGAGAGGACGAAGCGGUGCUAAGGCAUACCCGCACGGCUCGGACAAAAGUCUGCUGGGAGGCGGGGCGCUUAGUGCUGGACAAAACUUGCUCUCUUUCAAGCGAGCACUGCGUCGCAAAAGGGCCGACGACGAAACCUCGAUUGUCUCUGAGACCUACAGCUGCGCGUUCAGUGUCUCGGACUUCGGUGACGUAAUGAGCGAAUACGGCUUUGACGACGGUGAGUUUUACGACGGUGACAAGAACUUAUCGGAAGAGCAAGACACGGGCCAAGAUGAGUACGCUUCAUCGAAGUUGGACGACUUCGAAGACCUGACGGAUGCCAUCUCGUCGGCUGGCAACGGGAACUCCGGUGCGCACGGCAUGCGCUCACCGCAGCCGGUUCUGGGUGCCCCCGCAGUUUUCGCUUCGUCGCCUUCGGUAGGUUGGAUAAGUGUCUUUUGGGACAUCGAGAACUGCGCGGUUCCCAACGGAGUUCCGGCGUACGACAUUGUGCGCAAGGUGCGCCAGACGUUCUACAAGGGCCAGCGGGAGGCGGACUUCUUGGUUGCUUGCGAUAUCGGCCGCAUGAAGCCCGCUGUCGUGGGCGAGCUUACUGAAGCCCAUGUCACGUUGAUGCACGUGCCGGGAGGUCAAAAGAAUGCAGCCGACGAGAAGCUGCGCUCCGAACUGCGGCGCUUUUCAGACACUUACAAGCUGACCGGCUCGCGCGUCGUGCUCAUAUCGGGCGAUGUGGACUUCGCGGCGGAAAUACACGAGAUUCGGUACAAGAACCUCAUCCAUGUCGUGCUGAUCCACAAUGACCAGGCAAAGCGGUCACUUACGGACACGGCCAACCAGAGUAUCCGUUACGCGGAGUUUGUUGCGGGCAUUAGGAAGGACGAAAAGUCGAAGGAAGCUAAAGCGCCUGUACCAACCGGGCAGCGCAAGCCAUUAACCGAAAAACCGCAGCAGGUGGGCAAGAAUAAUAAUGCCCAAGCCACCGCUGCAGUAUGCAAGCUGGCUGCAGGAUCUACACCUUCGGGACAAAAACAGGCAGUCAAGAAGCUGUCGAAAGCAUCCCAGAAAGACAGUGUUGAAGCGACAGGGUCCAUUUCCAGCGCAGAGGCGAGAACAGCUCCCGCUCCUGCGGGUGGAGGAACAAAUGGAAUGCGCGCCAGCAAUAAAAAAGAAACAAAGACAGGUGACGUCACGGCAAACGAAGCUGUUGUCACCAAGGUUGGACUUCUCGUUCGUCAACAGCCUAGGAAUUUGCAGCACUGGAAGAGCUUCCUUUCCAAACUGGACAUUCCUCAGGAUUUCAGCCUCGAAUUUGGAAAGGAUAAAGACGUCAUUUGUCUUACUUACUCCAGCAAUAAAAAGUCCAAAAAAGCUGUAGCAGCUCUGAACAAGCAGAUAAACGGGGAAGGCGACGUGGUGAAGUGCCUGGGAAUAUUGUCCGACAAGGCUGUCCGAUGUGACAUCGUACGCUCGCCGGAAGGGCCCCUCUCUUCAGAAAAAGUAAAAGACGCAAUAAGCUUUAAUGAAGCAUUACUUAAGUUUGCCAGACAAACUAUCGCUUCCCUGAAAGGUAACGAACAAGGUUCUCAGGAAAAACGUUUGGCGCUGGAGAGACUUGCCGAAUGUUACGCAGCUCAGAUGAAUGAGUUCAUCGCUACCCUGGGCAGAAUCUCAACAUCGUCGCAAGAGGCACACUCUAUUACGAUGAAGGAAGCGGACAGACUUAAGCGGGCCUCACCACUUUACAGCGUGAAAUCCAGGUUGUUUGAAGCCCUUGAGAAGCGUAAAGUCGUCUUCCUUGUGGCUCCUCGUGGAUCCGCGUCUUGCCUCGAAUUGCCCUCGUACCUGAGGGAUCUAGGGUUCCGCGUGCUCAGUAUCCAGCCCAGCGACAUCGCCGCCGAGCAGUGCGCUAAGCACGCGGUGAGCGUCAGCGGGAUAGGAGCGGUGGAGUGCUGGCGCGCUCCUGGGCAGCAGGUCAGCACGCAGUCGACGGUCGUGUUCACGACUGCGCGCCGCUUUUUUCACGAGUUCAUGCGCUGCGGAACGGCGUUAGCGGGCUUCCAGGCUAUCGUCGUCGACGCUCUGCAAGAAGACAGUGCUUACCAACGCAUAGUCCUGGCAGUGUUGCGCAUGCACUUUUUAUCUCGCGUGCACCUUGUGCUGUCUGGAAGCGAUAGCUACUCCUGCUCAUCCGUCCAGCAGGCGUUCUGCCUGGGUGACCAGGACAUACUGAGAUGUUUUGUUCAGUUCCCGGUGGAGGUCAUCUGGAAAGAGCGGCCGACGAACUUGAGUGUCGCAGCCGCAAGCGUCGCUGCCACUAUUGAGUUCUGUCAAAAAGGCGGCAUAGGUGGAAACAUAGUCGUCUUUUUGCCCUCUCUGGCGGACGCGUUCCUCGCCGACGCGCUGUUGGAAUACCGAAAGGACGCAGGUCAACUCGAGGGAACAGUGCGACACGAGGUUUUGUUUCCUGGAAACACGUCGCUGUCAACAUUCAGUUCGUCAUCGCUGAGGGACUGGAAGGUAGUGUUCGCCGUGGAAUAUCCCGAUGCCAUCGCUAGCACACUUCCAGUGCGGUGCGUCAUCGACAGCGGUCUAACGCGCACUGUCGUUCACCGCAACGGUGUCUUAGUCGCCCAACUUGCGUACAUCUCAGAAGCAGAGGCCGAAGAACGGAAGGCUGUGGUCGGACAUCGGGUGGGCGGAACGUGCUAUCGCCUGUACAACCGUGACGCGUUCGCUUCUUCGCUGUCAGUCGACGAAAAGAACUCGCGCUUCAUUGAAGACAUCGUUCUUCGCCUAGCACGACAAAUGAGCAAUGUUGCCCCUUAUCUCGAAAAGAUACCGAAGGAGCUUGUGACGAACGCGAAGAAAGCACUCGCAAGUAUAGGUGCGUUGGACUCAAAUGGACGCCUUACAGAUUUGGGCGCGAAACUUUGCGAAAACAGCUUGGAACCUAGACUCGGUAAAGUGGUACUGGGAUCACUCGACAAGGCCGUUCCUUUGAACGCUGUGCUGACCUCCGCUCUAGCUUACGAGGACCUGCUCGCCACUUACAGACCUCUUAACAAGGACGGCACAGAACGAGAAGUUCAGGGCGCUGAAGGUGAGUGCGUCUUCUCUCGAAUCACUGACCUCUACAAGAACUGGCUCGCCGUCCCCAAGAAAAUGAAGAGCGCGUGGUGUGAAGUGAAUGGCGUCAAUGAGACUUUCGUCAGUCAUCUCCACAGCACCGUUCUAUCUGUUCAGUCAGAAUUCGACGCCCUCAGGGGGAGAAACUUGAACGCGGAUUCGACAAAGCAGGACAAGGACGUUACAGUCACGGUGGCCGAACUGCUCGCCGAAUCUUUUCCGCAAGGCUUGCUCCAGGCUUCAGAACGGGGCUUCAGUAACCCCACGCUUGGAAGCAAGCUUCAGGUGUCGCCACUCUCAGUGCUUGGCGCCAAGGCUGGGCAAGCGAAGAACGUAGUAUGCUGCCUGUUCUCUCGGAUACCCGGUGCUCGAAAGCUGCAGCUCCUUAACUUUUCGUCUCUUCCAGACAGGGACGACGUCUCUAAGACUGAAGCUGUCGCACCGCUGUCGCCGUCAAAGCUUCCGCACAUUCAGAAGAGGUUCGGCCCUAUUGGGAAUCUAAUCUGGAACCAACAGUUCAACACGCAGGACGUGCUGCGCUCUCUUGAAAACAAGCUGCGGAACGAGGUGCAUGGAAAAGAGGGGUCGCUCAAAAUAGACGCCACAGCUCAGUGCAUCGUCAUCAGAGGUUCUGAGCAAUACUGUAUCGAGGCUCGACAGUGUCUUCAGAGCAUCGUCACUGAUCAGGUGGCAAAACUUGCCAGGAAGGACAGGGAGGCUCUCCUCACGCCCCCCGACUCGCCUUACAGUACACACCCCGUUCUGGCGGUUAUAGGCGUUGGAGGUCGACUGGACGAAAUCCUCUCGCCAACCAAUUUUCGUACCCUCGUGGUUGGCGACGUAAAGAUUCCUCUUCCCGAUUUCCGAAAGCUGGUAAAUAUGCUCGGAAAUAUCGUCCAGUACUGGUUUCUCAAGAAGGACAACGCCUUCCAGAUCACGUACAAGACGGCGAAAGAAGCCGACGCCGCUUACGACUCACUUUCCAAGCACCACGGCGUCGUGGUAGUCUCCGUGAAGGGACAGGCUCUAGCGUACCGCGAAGAGCAGAAGCACCGAAGGCCGGCUUUCCACGCUCAGGUGUCGCUGCCGCGACGUCGCUGCACGGGCAUCGCCUUCGCCGAGUUGCCGGACCAGGCAUCUAUGGACCGUAUCGUGGGGUCGUUGCCGCUACGUUUACAGCUCGACGGCGCUGUGGUGACUUGCGAACGGAGCAAGAAUGCAUCAUGUGAGCUCUACAUAAAGGGCUUAGCGCCAACGAUUGGACAGGCGGCUGUGGAAAAGCUCCUUCGCUCCUCGUUGCCCGUGGACCUAAAGAGCGUUCGGCUCAUUCACGAACCCCACCUCGAGACAACUCCUCCGGAGCUCCGAGCGCUAGAAGAAGCCGUGCGUGGCGUUUUCGAAAGAGAAGCUGGCACCGACGCACCAAAGCUCAGCCUCCAGAAACCGAAGAACACGGACUACGCUUUCAAAGGCUGGAUGUCUUUCAAGGACGCUGUCGUCGCGCAGCGCGCGUGCGCGCUUCUCAAAGGGGCACUGGUUUCCACAGAUGUUUCACCGGGUGGCGGUUCUGCGAUUGAAAUGCCGCUGACCGUUCACACCUUAGUGCAAGAGACCUUUUUCUUUCCCCGCCUCUUCUUCGCCGCCAUCCAAGACCGGGUCGAAGCCGAGCUGCGCCGCCAAGAAGGUAUUCGGCCUGAGGACAACCUCAAAUGUGAUGCGACGCCCUGCAGUCCAGCGGUAGUUCGCGUCAGUCUGCGUGCCAACAACCUGAACGAUUUCCAGAAAGCCGUGCAGCUCUUCAAUAGGCUGAUCAGCACAGAUACAGUGCUCCUCGAAGAAUCGGUACGGCUGGAGAUAGUAGCGGGUGUUGUCAAUGCCGUCGCACCUGAAGGUGGUGUCUACGUGAUUCGGAAACCCGGUGGAAUGCGGCUGGUUGGUGACGAGGAACUCGUCUCCGCGGUCGUGGAGGUGCUGAAGAAGCGCACCAAAGCACAGAGCAAGCACAAGAGGAAGAAAUUGGUCCUCGUCGGCGAAGAUUUCAGCGCACUGAGAUCGUUUGUGGGCAAGUUCGGCCACGACCCAUGGGAACUGGCAAAGGAAUGCAAACUGGAAGCGGCAAAUUUCGAUGCAAAUUUCGAGGCAGUCGAUGUCGUCGGGUUGGACGCAGCCAUUGGACGCGCUGAGCAGCUGGUGAGCCAACUGCCAAGGCAUCCUAUAGAAGUUGAAUCCACUUCCCAGUCUGAACGCUGUCCAAUUUGUCAUGAGCCACCACGCCCUUCCGAAGGAGACGAGGCUCCAGUGGAUGGGCAUCGUCUAGAACUGUGUGGCCAUUGGCACUGUGGGUCGUGCCUGCUGCUGGCCUUCAAGCAGGCUCCGCUGCCGCUAGCAUGCUUUGAGGAAGACUGUGCAUCACCCUGGGCGAUGGCCGACAUCGUCCAUGUGGCAGGGAACGACUCUGGACUACUGAGCGACCUUGCCCGUAGAUCAUUCGACUCCACUGUUGCAUCGGAUGCAAUCGGACGGUGGUGUCCCUGCCCCAUUCCAGAGUGCCACUUUGCGCUGGACGCCCACCGGGAUAUCGAGGAGCAAGGUGUGCAUGUCUUGGGUGACGUGCAUGUCUGCCCUGGAUGCACCAAUGCCGUCUGCUUCCGGUGCCACUCUGUGUACCACUAUGGCAUGUCAUGCAGUGCCUUCAAAGCCUCCCUGCUGCCUAGCAAUGAUAGUGCUGCCAGCAAGUCAUGGCUGGCCAAGGACCCUGGCAAGCGUCUGGUGUGCCCCUCGUGCAAGACUAACUUGGAACGCCAAAGCGCUAGCAAGGUGGAUGCCUGCUGGGCCUGCCGGCGCCUCUUCUGCUGGCACUGCCACCAGAGCUUCGAGGAUGAUGCGGCAGCUGCCAGGGGUCACCGCACGCAAAGUUGCGUCGCCGCACAUCGAUAGCACACUUCUUUUUUUACAUGUGCAAGAGCGGUUGCAGACAGCUAGGUGUUGACAUGCGAGACCAAUAUGCUGAUAACGCUGAAAUGGUGCUACUACGUGUUGCUGGUUCACAGAAGUACGUAUCACUCAUGUUCGACACACAGUGCCAAAGCUGAGUACCAAGAUACAGUCCCUGUCUGCUUUGGCGCUGUUGGUUUUAUAUGAGCGCUCAGUAACUCCCACACAGAGUUCCUCUGCUACUACACAAGAGUUGCAAAGAUGCGUUAAUGCCAUAAAACUGUCAGUGCUUCUUAAUAGUAAGGAGUUUUUACACUAGCCAAUGUUUCAUCACUCACAUAGCAUGACGCAACACAGCUUGUAAACAGCUUUAAGUUGCAGAAUAACGGAAAGGUGGGCAAGUUGGUUACAGUUCAUAGUGUAGGGUAUGGGGCAGUGCUAGUCCUUGUAUUCGUUCUAGCGCUUCCCAAUACACUACACUAUGAGCAUUAAGUUGCUCCAGCAGUGAGCUUGAGCAGAUCCAGUCAAAAGUUGCCACCAGCCCUACACAACAGUAUUCAAAUUUGAUUUGUAUGAGUACUAAAUCUUCAAGUACAAAGGUGGCCCUACAUUUGAGUGUUAUCUCUGUCUUUGGCCCUACUCUGCACUUUCUUUUUCUUUGCAUUGGGUAACAAGCUGAUGAGACAGACCAAUGAGUUGAAUGGCUAGGCUUGGACCUUUGUCUCGGUAGCUAUAGCCACUGACAGCAAUGACAGGUAGCAAGCAUUUUGAUGCUGAAAGCAUCAGGGAAGAAAGAAUGGUGCUAUGUGCAAAUGCUAUUUAGCAUACUUUGAGAGAGAGACUAGCUGAGGGGAAGGAGGAAAGCUUGCAUAUCACCCUAACUGCAUGGCACACAGCUGAAACCCGAACAUUGGUCGGUAGCUUGAGCAAAAAAAAAACAGAAGGAACAGAAAGCUGACAAAGUAUAUAAGGACGAGAGUGCGUGGAGCUGGCAGAAGCCACUCUGCGUGCUCUGAAUGCACUGCGUAGGAACCAGGAAUGCAACUUUUCUAUGCCUCAGUCUUGUCUCUGUACACCAUAACAGGCAUUCUAUAAUCAAUCCUCACCAAUCAGUAAUGUUGGCUAGGCUACCAAGUGCCGUACCUCGCAUGCAGGCAGAUCCACAAACCCAAUGAAGGCAUUAUAAAGGCCCAUUAUGUAGAAUGCAUCCAAUAGCACUUUUGAAAUGCAUCAAAUAGUGUUUAUUUAAGAACUGAUUCUGUUUAUUCUAAUUAAGUAAUUUGUGAUUCCAUUUACCUACUCCUGAGACAUGUCUGUGCCCAAGAUGAUACAAGAAGGCCUGUGUUAGCAAGUUUGGCAUUGAUUUUGCUGUUUUAAAUCAAAUGACACUGCCACGCAGUACACUUCCUCCUGCAAGCCUGUGCAUUUCUUCAUCCUGUAGCUGUGGCAUAAACUUUGUUUGUUCAGCACAGUAACGUAAAAAGGAUCAAAGCAGUUUCAGCUAAACAGGGCGACAUCAGUGCUUCAGGGAAAGGUAAAAGCACACAGAAGCAUCAUUAGACAGUCCACAUUUAGCAAAGAUUAUGCGUUACAAGCUUCAGGAAUAUGGCCCACGGCAUUCCUGCAAGGGUUUGUGACUGACAUCCCACAAGCGAUAAGGCGUUGGUCUCCAUAGUCAUAAGCAAAUUUCCUGGUGGCUGACAGGCAUCACUGUUCUGGAAAUCCAAGUGCCUACUCUUGGUCACAUCAUUUUCCAUUUCAUGGCAUCAGCUGGUUUGCCAUCUCGCUGUCAAUUUCUUGUGCUCGCUCACAAGAUGCCAUGCAUGCAUAACCCUGAAUUAAUGUGCAGGAUGUUGCAUGCUGUGCAAUGGGGCCACCAGAAAGUGACAUGUAUGUAUGUGUCGUGCAGUUGCUUUGUCACAGCUGGAAUAACACAGUUUCACAUUGCAGCCAGCCCGACUACACAUCCAUUGUUGGAAUGGUGAGCAUUCCAGUUGGUGCCUCAUGGCAGUACCAGAGUUGGUGCCUGCAUGAUGGUGAUACUGUAAAGCCUGCUUUUAAGGAACACGGCACCUGUUUGUUGUAUCUGGAAGCUUGUGAUGAAUGGACUGCCACUCAGAAAAACAAUAAAAACAGUAUUGCCAGUCAAA
This is a messenger RNA of Rhipicephalus sanguineus (brown dog tick), 8296 nucleotides long. RefSeq lists its product as uncharacterized. The record is from RefSeq and is a predicted model, not a curated record. Bases 279 to 6149 code for a protein of 1956 amino acids. Gene Ontology annotation, cellular component: intracellular anatomical structure; spliceosomal complex. NCBI's taxonomy places the organism in Eukaryota, Metazoa, Arthropoda, Arachnida, Ixodida, Ixodidae. Gene Ontology annotation, biological process: mRNA splicing, via spliceosome. Gene Ontology annotation, molecular function: RNA nuclease activity; RNA binding; zinc ion binding. The transcript has 6 exons.